ACGCGAGCCGCGGCAGCUGCCAGGCACAGCCUCACCAUGAGCAGCCGCAACAGCUCCGAGCUCCCUGUCCUCUGUAGCUCCGGCCAGCUGUUCCUGCAGCCCCUCUGGGACCGCCUGAGGACCCGGGAGGCCCUCAUCCAGUCGCCCUUCUUCCCUGUCAUCUUCUCCAUCACCACCUACGUGGGCUUCUGCCUGCCCUUCGUGGUGCUGGACGUCCUGUACCCCUGGGUGCCCGCGCUGCGGCGCUACAAGAUCCACCCCGACUUCUCGCCCUCGGCGCGCCAGCUGCUGCCCUGCCUGGGGCAGACGCUCUACCAGCACGUGGUGUUCGUGUUCCCCGUGACGCUGCUGCACUGGGCCCGCGGACCGGUCCUCCUGCCACCUGAAGCCCCGGAGCUGCUCCAGAUGGCGCGUCACGUCGUGUUCUGCCUGUUGCUUUUCGACGCCGAGUUCUUCUUGUGGCACGUGCUGCACCACAAGGUGCCCUGGCUGUACCGGACCUUCCACAAGAUGCACCACCAGAAUUCGUCCUCGUUUGCGCUGGCGACGCAGUACAUGAGCGUCUGGGAGCUGUUUUCCUUGGGCUUCUUUGACAUGGUGAACGUCACGCUGCUCGAAUGCCAUCCGCUCACCGUCCUGGUCUUCCACGUGGUCAACAUCUGGCUGUCGGUGGAGGACCACUCGGGCUACGACUUCCCCUGGUCCACGCACAGACUGGUACCUUUCGGGUGGUACGGGGGCGUGGCACACCAUGACUUGCAUCACUCUCAGUUUAACUGCAACUUUGCCCCUUACUUCACACACUGGGACAAAAUUUUGGGAACUCUGCGGUCUGCUUACACCAAGUAACACGCACCCCUCCUGGCUUGGUGGUGUGGCUGCAGUGGGCAGUGGUUGCCCCUCAGACUCUGUGCAUUUCAUGCUUGACUCAGGAGAAACACAUGUGAACUUUUUUUUUUAAAGUAACUUAUUACCUGAUGGAAACUUAUGGAUAAAAUCUGAUAAAGUAAUAUAUAUAAUGUUUGUAUAUCAACAAUUGUAUUCUUGGUGUAGAAUUUUAGCUGGCUUUUU
Messenger RNA from Ceratotherium simum simum (southern white rhinoceros), 1071 nucleotides. RefSeq names its product cholesterol 25-hydroxylase (gene CH25H). The record is from RefSeq and is a predicted model, not a curated record. Lineage: Eukaryota; Metazoa; Chordata; Mammalia; Perissodactyla; Rhinocerotidae. Gene Ontology annotation, biological process: lipid biosynthetic process. Gene Ontology annotation, molecular function: iron ion binding; oxidoreductase activity.